Molecule: messenger RNA, 667 nt
Organism: Spodoptera littoralis (African cotton leafworm)
Lineage: Eukaryota; Metazoa; Arthropoda; Insecta; Lepidoptera; Noctuidae
Source: the annotation of a GenBank genome assembly
UUUCAGGGCUCAACGUUGCCUUGGUUGGCUCUUAUUUGUGGUGCCAUGUGAAUUUCUUUAAUCAGAGUAACACCGUAACUAUCUGCCUUUCCAUAGUUCCGUUUCGCGUCGUAUGUAUAGAAUAUUUGGACCUCUAUCAUAAAUUGAAUAUUCCGCAAAUAUGUCAAAACUAUACAAGGCGGUUAUCGGCAUUGUGGACAGAUUUGUCCCUAGUGGCAUGCGUCCAUUGUGGGAACAUCCAGCUGGACCAAAAACAAUAUUCUUCUGGGCACCUGCAGGCAAAUGGAGCUUGGUGAUAGCUGGAUUGGGAGACGUGAAUCGGCCAGUCGAAAACUUGUCUAUUCGCCAGUGCGCGUCACUAGCGAUCACGGGCAUGAUCUGGUCACGAUAUUCUCUAGUUAUAAUACCUAAAAACUACAGUUUAUUUGCGGUCAAUGUGUUCGUAGCUUUAACAAAUUUGUACCAAUUAGGCAGAGCAUACAAGUAUAAUACAGAAAUGGAAGCAUUAAAAGAGGCGAAGAAAAAAGGAAAUAUGUAUGGUCAUGUCUGCCGCAUGUCAGACGAGCGGUGGGCAAAACUCACUACUGAGUGGAGCCCACUCAACGUCAUUAGACGUCGCGGUAGGUCCAGAAGGAGAUGGCUUGAUGAACUGGACGCUGGACUAUGA